AGGGAGUUGGUGGUGGGGCUGGGGUGGUCGGCUGUUCGUCGUCGCUAUAAAAGCCUCGGCUCUCUGGCUCCGAACCUCAGGUCUCCACCUCCGCUCGUCUUUGUUGCAAGCCCGACGCGCCUGUCCCAGCAGCUGCUUCUUUUCCGCCCCGUCUGCAACAACAACCGCUACUACCGCCACCCGUACUUCGCACCCGGCAAAAAUCUACCUUCGAGCAGCAGCCAUGUCCGCCAGCAUCAAAGUGUCGACCACCAAGAGGACGUCCACCCGCAGCAGCGCGGGGGGCCCCCGCGUCGUCAGCGGCGGCUUCAGCAGCCGCUCGUUCGGCGGCGGCAUGGGGGGCAGCCGCUUCGGCUCGGGGGGCAGCUCCGCGUUCAGCCGCCGCAGCACGGGGCUCAGCGGCUCGUCGUACCGGGCCGGCUCGGCCGCCUCCAGCUUCGGCUACGGCAGCUACGGCAGCGGCGGCUACGGGGGUGGAGUGGGGGCGGCGAUGUCGGCCGCGGCGAUGGCCUGCGCGGCCCCCGUGGACAUCGACCGCUCAGUGCUGCCCACCCGCACCCAGGAGAAGGAGGCCAUCAAGCACCUCAACGACCGCUUCGCCAACUUCAUCGACAAGGUGCGCUUCCUGGAGCAGCAGAACAAGGUGCUGGAGGCGCAGUGGUACGCGCUGCAGGAGAAGACCACGACCGGCUCCAGCAUCGACGAGAUGUUCGAGGCCUACAUCAACGGGCUGCGGCGGCAGCUCGACGGUCUGGGCCACGACAAGGGCCAGCUGAACGGAAACCUGGGCCAGAUGCAGGCCGUCGUGGAGGACUUCAGGGCCAAAUACGAGGCAGAGAUCAACAACCGCAACGCGGCCGAGGGCGAGUUCGUGGUCGUCAAGAAGGAUGUUGACGGGGCGUACCUCUCCAAGGUGGAGCUUGAGACUCGCCUACAAGGCCUCGUGGACGAAAUCAACUUCCUGAGGAGUAUCUUCACCCAGGAGCUCAGCGAGCUGGAGGCCCAGAUCAAGCACACCAACGUGCUGGUGGAGAUCGACAACAGCCGCAACCUGGACAUUGACGGCAUCAUCGCCGACGUGCGUCACCAGUACGAGACCAUCGCGGCGCGGAGCCGGGCCGAGGCGGACGCCUUCUACCAGGACAAGUUCCAGAGCCUGCACUCGGACAGCGGGAGGAACGACGAGGAGCUGCGCAUGACCAAGACCGAGAUCACUGAGCUCAACCGCCAGAUGCAGCGCUUCCGCGCCGAGAUGGAGGCCCUCAAGAAGCAGCGCGCCAAGCUGGAGUCGGCCAUCGCCGAGGCGGAGGGACGCGGAGAGGCCGACAUCCGGGAGGCGAAGGCGGCCAUCGCCCAACUGGAGGAGGAGAUCCACAAGGCCAAGCAGGAGAUGGCGCGGCACGUGCGCGAGUACCAGGAGCUCAUGAACGUCAAGCUGGCUCUGGACAUCGAGAUCGUCACCUACCGCAAGCUGCUGGAGGGAGAGGAGUCCAGGCUGAACGUGAUCACCCAGCACAUCACGCAGAGCGGGGGACAGCUCCACAGCCAGGGAGGAUCGUCCUUCGGGGGCGACAUGAUGUGCUCCCUCGGCGGAGGUGGAAGCCACAGCGGAAGCGUAAGCUACAGCGGAGGUGGAAGUUACAGCCAGAUGAGCUCCGGCGGCUCCAUCAAGAUGUCAACACACUACUAAAGCCCGCACGGUUGCCAAGAGAUCCCAGAGGCAGUCGCGAAGAAGGACCGCAUCACGUCGACUUUGCUCCCCCACACACAUCACGGGCACUCGACCAUGUUCAUGACAGUGCCGCUUACGCUUCUAUUUGCUAAGGGAACUUACACUUCGCUCCAAUGCCACGCGGGAGCUUUGUGAAACAAUGCUAGAGAGUGGAACGUCGUAGAGACUAUUCUUCAUCAGAUUCACUUGUGAUGUCAUCCCCUCCCCCCACCACCACACCUCCCCCAUCUUUCGCUGGGGGAAUUAAAAAGUGAGAUAUGACACGGGUAACUGAUCAUUAACACCGCGAGUAGUUAUCUGAACAGCGAACUUGUGUCUGUGGCCAGACAUCCCACCGUUUGACAGCUUGUUUUCUACUACCUUGCCAAUGCUAGAAAUGCUAAAUGCCAUCCAUUUCUUGUCAAAACAUUUUCUACUUUUUUUUUCAUGGCUUGCUUAACCAUGCACAAUCAUGGAUUAUUAAAAAAAAU
Molecule: messenger RNA, 2202 nt
Organism: Lethenteron reissneri (Far Eastern brook lamprey)
Lineage: Eukaryota; Metazoa; Chordata; Hyperoartia; Petromyzontiformes; Petromyzontidae
Product: keratin, type II cytoskeletal 8-like
Cellular component (GO): keratin filament
Source: RefSeq, a predicted model, not a curated record